This is a messenger RNA of Trichoplusia ni (cabbage looper), 2929 nucleotides long. RefSeq names its product cilia- and flagella-associated protein 45. Lineage: Eukaryota; Metazoa; Arthropoda; Insecta; Lepidoptera; Noctuidae. The record is from RefSeq and is a predicted model, not a curated record. The coding region runs from base 91 to 1683 and encodes 530 amino acids. The transcript has 12 exons.
AAAAUAACGGUUGCCCAGCAACAGUUUAACAAGUGUGUAAAACUAUCGACGUUUCUUUGCCUUUUUAUUUAGUUUUCUAUAAAUUUUACUAUGCCUAAAGUUUGCAAGCAACCCGGCCACGAAGGCAUAAAUUACCAUACAGUACGCUUCGGAGAAGAACCUGGUUGCUACCAGUUACAUAGACCAUCACAAUGCCGCCUAAAGUUCCCCAUCACGAAGAAGCCCAUCCACAAAUGCGAGCAGCCGCGCAAGGAGAUCGUCUUGAUCCCAGAGAUGGGGAAUUUCCGAAACUUGCUGAUACCCAAGAAAAAGCCCAACUUGUAUCCAGCAGUAAUACAUAAAAACGAAUUCGAGCGACUGAAGAAACAGGCCACGAUAAUUUCUCAAGAAGAGCAGUUAGCGGCCAUGCACGCCCAAGAGGCUGCCAUCCAGAAGGCGGCGAAGCAGUCUGAAGCUAGGAAACAGCAGCUGAAGAAGAUGCUGCAGGUCCAGCCCGGGGCCGAGACCGCCACCGGGACAGCAGACCCCGAGCUGGAGGGACCCGACCAGGCCGCGCAUACCAUGUCCAGGGCUGAGAUAAUCCGCGCGGACAGUAUGCAAGGCCCUCGCCUGUGUAACCGCAUCAUCCUGGCAUCCAAGUGUCACGCCAUACGGGACGCGCAAAUAACAGAGAAGGAACUUAUUCAGAAAGAACUUGAUGAAGAGCAGAGACGACUGGACGCCAUAAUGGAAGCGAACCGCAUGGCCGCCGUGAACCGCGCUGAAGAGGAGGAGGAGCGGCGCCACCACCUGCGGCUGCAGAACCUCGCCGCGCUCAAGGAGCAGAUACAGGCUCACGAGACUGCCAAGAUUAUGGAAGCAGAACGCAUAGAAGAGGAGAGUAUCCGCGUGAACCAGGCCAACAUCGCGAUGCAGAUCGACGAGGCGCAGAAACUGAAGGAGAAGCAUUACCGGCAGCACAAGCUGAAAGAGAUGCUGGACCAGGGUAAUGCUGAGCUGCUGUACUACAAGCAGCUUCAGAACGAGGAGGAGCGCAUCAUGGACAUGCGCAUCGCGAACUUCCUCAAACAGAAGCAGGAGCGCGAGUCCAAGAACAAGGCGGAGGCCGAGGCCGUGAAGGCGGCCAAGCAGAAGGGGAUCGACCACAUCUCUAAAGCACAGAAGGCCGAACAAGAGCUGAAGGAGGAACUGGAUCGCAUCCGCAACCUGAAGAUCCAGGAGGACGUGGAGCGUGAGUACCGGCGGCGAGAGCGAGACGCCGCUAUCAAGCGGAACAAGGAGAUGAAACAACUGCACGAGGCUCGCGUGCAGCAGAUUAACGACAUCCACCGGCUGAUCGCGCGUGAGAUAGCAAAGGACGAGCAGAGCUUCAACAACGCCGCCAGACAGAAUGAAGAGUUCAUUCGUAAGGAGAAAAUGCUGGACGACAAACGCAAGGCUGAAAUCGAACAACAUCGGCAGGCUAUUAUGAAGCAAAUCAAUAAUAAGGAACGGGCCAGGGCUGAGCUUCGCGAGAAGAUUCACAACGAAGGCGUAGCAUUACGCAUGGAGCAGGAACAGCAGGAGAAGUACGAGAGAGCCGUUAUCAAGCAGAAGGUGGCUGCUAUGCGACAACAGAAGGUGGCAGAGAAGUACGUCAAGGAGGUCGAACAGACGCUCACGAAGCACGGAUACUCGCAGUAGAACCGCCCAGCUGUUCAUAUUGUAUAUUGUGUGUUGAUUUGUAGGGCCUUGUACAAAGGUUAUAUUUAAUUUAAUUUUAUAGUUAUAAUACUCACGAAUUACCUAAGUACCUGUUUUGGGUCCUAGGAUAUUUUAAACUUAAUAGACAGUUGUUUUUAAUAUAACUUAUGUAUGUUAUCUUAUGUACCUAUUCUGCAAGGCGCUGCGCGAACGGAAGACUGAAGUCAUACCGGUAGUUUGUAUCUGACUGGCACAGGAUACGUUUGCACCCUGCCCUAGUUGCUAUUUUUCACUUCCAAGUGGUAUCCUUAACAUUUUAGAACAUCAGAAUUAUUUUUGAUGUUGAUGUGACUCUGUUUAGACAAGUUGUAUCCCUGGCACAGCUGUUUCGUAAGUACUGAGGCAGACUGACAUUAAAGGUGGCCUUAAUAAUAAUAUUCUUUCCGCGUUUCUGAUUUGGGUUGAAAAGUUUAGAAAGUACUUUCUCGUGAAGUACUAGCACCAGUUUACUUCUGUUAUGAGUGGAGUCUCUUCUGACCAGCACACCUACCAAUCACGUCUUGAAGUAAUAACAUUGCGAGUGUAGAAGAGGGAUGACACACUACGAUUUGUAUUGCGCUGUCUCUUUAAGGCGUGGUGGUGGACCCUCGGAACAAAUCUUAACCAAAUGCUUAGCUUUUUUUUUAUUGUAGUCAAUAUCCAAGACAUAGAUCUGGUGCAUAAACCUCAAUUGUUUUUCUUGAGACAGCUUACAUUAUGAACUUUAAAUAUAAUGAGCGAGAGGUGUAAAACAUCUUAAAAAAUUAACACCAUGCUCAUUAAAUAUGACGUUUAAGUAAGUACCAAAUUUGUUGGGUACAUCAUCUAUUGCCUUGACGUUUUUUUUUUUGCAACCGACUAGGCGAUUGUGGCGCACAUAAUUGUGGGUAGUUGCGUCAGUAAACUCGCUAUGAUUUUCUAAGGGCUAGCAUUUUCAUUGCCGUUUUACUGAAUGCCAGAAUGGGUGGUAGAACGUCUAUUUACUGGAUUUUGAUUUACAACUAAUUAGCGGUCAGCGUCGAUAAAGCAUGAUGUUUCUAGACAACACCAUGUUUAUGUUUAGCAAUUGUUGUCGAAGUCGAGACAAACAUGUAACUGUCUAGAAUAUUUUUUAUGACUUAUGGUUUGUAUUGAAUUUAAUACUGGUCGCAAUAUUUGUGCGUUUGUGUGUGUGUGAUUGUGUUCAAUAAAUUGUGGUUUAAAAGUU